UUGUCCACUAUUAUUUGCUGGUCGAUAAAAUUGGCCGAUAAAAGCAUUUUAACCCCUUCAGACCUAAGCAGCUGCUGAAGGACAACCAUAAAUACACUGAAAUUAGUUGCUAUUGCCACUUCUGGGAGAUGAUUGGAUAAAACUUUACUCAUUGAAAUCAAAUCAUGAGGUUUAGCACACCCUCUUUGCUCUUUUUAGCUCUUUGAAAAUGGCUCACCAAAAGCAAUUUCAAAAACGGUAACGUAAAGUGCUCAUUUCUCAUUUAAAAUAAUAAAUAAAAGCCUGAAAUAUCCCUGACCAAAAAUUUGCACUUUGUUCUGGUUUUUGAGUAAAAAUCAACACAGAUUUUUUUUUUUUUUUUUUUGCCCAUCAGAAAAAAUGCGGGUCUGAUGGUGUUAAAACGAUAUCGGAUGAUAUCAAAAUCUGUUUUUCCGUUAUCGGUUUUGUUGCCUUCAAAGUGAGUUACGAAGCCUUCUGCCUUUGUACAAGGGCUGGUCACAGCAGUUAUGCUUAUUGACCAUUAGAUGUCUGUAGCUAAAGUACUUGGGAUUUGUUUUGUGAGCAAAUAUUGUGCAUUUAAUGUGCAAAAAUGAAAUGAACAAUAAAUGAUUGAAAAAUAAUGAAUUUGUUAAGUCCACGACCGCUUAUAUCGGUAUCAGAUUUUUGGAGUAAUAUCUGGAUAUUGGUUAAAAAGUCAUUAUCGGACAACUCGGGUAUUUAUCAGUGCUUCAAAAGGGCCCUGACACGGAAAGAAACUCCUCAACUUCUGCCAUAAGAUACAAAAGCAGCAAUUUAUAAAAUUAACUACUCAUCCAGUGAUAAGAAAAAUAACACCAGGCUUCAUCUUUUAUGCUUAUUAUUCAGCUUGUAAAGUGGAAAUUACAAGCAGAACACAACAACAAUGUGGCAGGAUUCAGAUUCAGAACCUGUAGCCCGUAUGUCCAACCCUGUGGUGACCAGUCAACCAGGCGCAGGCGGCUACGGCACCAACGUCCAAACUGGACAGUGGAGCACAGGCCUCUGCGCUUGUUGCAGUGAUUUGUUGAUUUGUGCUUUUGGCUGCAUCUGCCCGACUGGCCUGGCCUGCUACACUGCGGACAAAUAUGGCGAAAACUGCUGCUUGGGAUUCGUGCCUGGUGGCUUGACGGCGAUGAGGACCCACAUGAGGCUCACGUAUGGCAUCGAGGGGACAGUCUGCAACGACGCCCUCAUGUCAUGCUUCUGUGGCCUCUGCGAGUUGUGCAGAAUGGCCAGAGAGAUCCGCAUCCGGAAUGGAGAGACUUCACCAUAAUAGCAAGACCCCAGGAGUCGUCGUCCGCCAUAUGAUCAUUUUAAAUAAAAAUAUAUUUGUAUUAAACCAUCUUGCAAAUAUAUUUGGCCCGUAAGAGUUGGUUUUCCCUGGUUGAGCUUUUAAUUUUUGUUUUGCCUCUUCAGGAAUAAAGGUGCGUGGGAAUUUACUGCAUUUUACGUAUUUUACACGUUCACCCUUUGCCUGAAAAAAAUGCAUAUUUAUCUGCAUAACAUAUCAUUGAGUAUUUUUGUGAUAUUAGCCUCUAGUAAAAUACUUUUGAAGACAGUCAAGCGUGUACUUUAAAACAGCAAUAAAUUGUUCAGCUUUAACCCGAUUUUUAAACGGCUAAAUUUUCUUAGACUUAAGAGAUGCAGUCAUUUUACUGCAUAUUUAUAUGCAUAUCAUAUUAAUCAUUGAGUAUUUUUU
Corythoichthys intestinalis (scribbled pipefish) is the source of this 1717-nucleotide messenger RNA. RefSeq names its product cornifelin-like. NCBI's taxonomy places the organism in Eukaryota, Metazoa, Chordata, Actinopteri, Syngnathiformes, Syngnathidae. The record is from RefSeq and is a predicted model, not a curated record. Gene Ontology annotation, biological process: positive regulation of transcription by RNA polymerase II. The transcript has 4 exons. Bases 902 to 1291 code for a protein of 129 amino acids.